Messenger RNA from Daucus carota subsp. sativus, 1207 nucleotides. Its product is annotated as protein MAIN-LIKE 1-like. The record is from RefSeq and is a predicted model, not a curated record. Lineage: Eukaryota; Viridiplantae; Streptophyta; Magnoliopsida; Apiales; Apiaceae. The coding region runs from base 413 to 1207 and encodes 264 amino acids. Gene Ontology annotation, biological process: meristem development; meristem maintenance. The transcript has 4 exons.
AAAACUAACCAGCCUACGUUCAACUUUUCAAAACUAACCAGCCUAAAUCAAAAAAAGUCGGGCGACCCUUACCUGUUUUUUUCCCGAGCACCGGUCGCCCUCCUCAGGGGCGUCCCCCAUUGGAGUUCAUCAAGCACAGGUCGCCCUCCUCAGGGGCGUCCCCCCUUGAAGUUCUGUGACGUGGUCCGCCCAAUCACGGGCGACCACGUGUGACACUACCCCCUUAAAACCCCCUCCCAGCCACACAAACACACAAUUACACACACAUUUGCACACACUCAGUUUGAAAACAACACUGCAGCAGCCACAGCAAGGAGCCGAAAGGGGAGAUUUUGGUAAAGGAAGGAAGAAAAGUGGGAGAGGAUCGCCCGAGCUAGCAUCAAGGUCGCCCACCCUAGCAAAAAAUUUGAAGAUGGAUCCUGCAGCUUAUCAUCCCGGGCCGGUUAACGGCACUUUGUUGACAUUGCAGGACACGCAUAGGUCCACUUUUGUGUGGAACAGUAGUACGGACAUUCCUGAUCUUAGAGUCAGGACGAACUUCGGUGAGUACUGGAAUGUAGUUGACCAAACCAGGCCGCCUCAGACGAUAAUAGAUGCUAUUAAUGAUGCGGGCUUUGAGUGGGUGUUCAAGUUGGGUCAGGUCAAGCAUGACAGGGGCUUGAUCACUGCUUUUAUCGAGAGGUGGCGUCCAGAGACGCACACUUUUCAUCUACCUUUCGGGGAGGCCACCAUUACACUGGAGGAUGUCCAUCACAUUCUCGGGUUACGAACCACUGGCCGGCCAUUUAUUCUACAUGGCUUCACCACCACACCUCGCGAGAGAUUGGCCAUGAUACGCGAUGUUCUUGGAGUGACUCCUAAGCCGGCUGAUGUGAGGAAGAACGGCUUGAGGAUCGGUUGGUUGAUUGAAAAAUUUGGCGACUGUGCCCGGUUGGACGAGGCAGCGGAGGAUUUUGAUGCACAGACUAUCUUUCACAUCAGGGCACACCUACUGUGUGUUAUUGGAUCGUUGUUUCCUGAUAGCAGCGGGAACUAUGUGAAUCUCAACCUCCUUUGGAUGCUACGUGACUUGCAGAGCGUGGAUGGUUAUAGCUGGGGGAGUGCUGUUCUUGCAUACCUUUAUAGGAAGAUGUGCGAUUCCACCCAUAAAGUCACAAAAAACUUCGCUGGAUACGCCACGUUAGUACAGCUUGUAAUAUACUUGUAA